CUUCAAGUCAGAGAGUUGGCAUGUCUCUAUGCCAAGAAAUAUUGAAGCAAUGUUGGGUUCCUGCGUUGUCAUCCCUUGUACCUUUGACUACUAUCGGUACCCACCUCGGAGACCAGGUCGCAUUGUUUGGUACCAGUAUGUAAGACACGGAUAUCCUGUGGUUUAUGACGGUUGGAAUCCAAAUGAAGUCAUUCGCAUAUUCAGAGGAAAAACGAGUUUAGCAUCUUCUCAGUAUGGGAAGACAUGUAGCCUGGAGAUCUACCCAGUGACCUGGAGUCAUCACAGACAGACCAUUUACCCUUGGGUCGACCCAGAGAAUGUUGGGAGAAGCACCUACCGGUUCUUUGAUACAACUGUAACCAUUGACGUUGAGGACAGGGCAAAGGCACCAGAGAUCAUGAUCAGUGGAAACAUGAAGGUUGGAGAAAGUGUGACAGUGCAAUGCUCAGUUGAUCAUACUUGUCCCUCCUAUCCUCCUAGUUUGAGGCUCAGCUUCUCGUCGCUUAGCUACACUCCACAGACUAGGACCUCGACUCAGGGUACUAAAACUACCUUGGUAUCAACUGUGGUACUAGAGAGAGAUCACCAAAGUGUGGAGUGCACUGUCAGACACUUAGGUGGCAUCACGGCAAAAGCGACAAAAACGUUUAAUGCACAAUGCUCAUUUUUUCCACUGACCAUCAGGUCAUCCUCAAGUGAAUUUUUGGAGGGAAUUCAAAGCAAAGUGACCUGCACUGCCUCAUACACAUGCUCUCAACACAAUCCAGUUAUAUCAUGGAGCUACUCGGGAAUGCCCGUGUCCACUGAAACUAAGAGGGUGGGAGGGAAAACUAUGUGGAAUACUAUUUCAACUCUGUCUCUUAAAACCUCAUCUAAUGAUCAUGGAAAAACUCUGUGGUGUACUGCAAAAUUCUCUCAAGGGCAGACCCAGCAGGCAAGGAUCACCAUGUAUGUUAAAAGGAGUAUGUUUUCCUUGGGUUGGACUUUCUCUACUCCGAAAAGCAUCACUGGACUCAAAGGAUCGUGUGUCAUUAUUCCUUGCAAGUUCACCUACAAUAGUGGCAUACCCCCAAACCUCCAACUGAUUUGGUACUUGUACCAGGACUCUGGCUAUCCAGCAGUUUUUGACCAAAGAGGAGGAACAGUUGUCAGUAAAUUUAGUGGUAAAACAAGCUCAUUUGGAUCUACAGCUGGUGGAAAUUGUAGUCUGAAAAUUAACAGCCUUGAGUUAUCACAAAACUUAGUGAGACUCUACCCAUGGAUUGACAAGAACCCAAUCACUUCAUACCACUCUUCAGGCCACUCUUUUUAUGAAAAAACCACUCAACUUCUGGUAUCAGAACAUGCAAAAAAUCCACAAAUAUCCAUCAAUAGCAUCCCGAGAGUAGGAGAACAGAGCAGUGUGUCCUGCAACGCGGAAUACACCUGUUUUUCAGCUCCUCCCACCUUAUCUAUUGCUGGAAUACCUGGAACCGGCACCAUCAAAGACUCACUGGUAUCGGAUGGGAUUUGGAAAAGAACACUGGAGCAAACUUGGAAUGUAGAAGAAGACAGUAGUGUGACAUGUACAGUAAGCUAUCCCAGUGGUCAGAAAGCCACUGGACAGCAGCCGCUUAAUGUCGAAUGUCCAUAUGAUGACAUAAAGAUUUCUGAAAAACUGAUCAGUGCAACAGAAGGAGUGGCAAAGAGCAUCAUCUGUUCUGUAACCUACAAGUGCAAAAAAAAUACACCUCAUAUUGAUUGGAACUACGAAGACAUGCAAAAUACAAUAAGAAUUUCGAAGCUCUCCAAACACUCUUACAGUAUAGAAUCUAAUCUGACAUUUAUUGGGUCUUUGGAUGAUGACGGAAAAUCGUUGACGUGCACCGCACAAUUUACCUCUGGGAAGACCUCAGACUCUGCACUUCUUAAUAUAACAAAAUAUGUAAAACCCCCAGACGCUCCCUACAAGAUCCAUGGAUUUGACACGGCCCACCGGUUAGCUGCUGAGGUCCCUUUCAGGCUCCGCGCCCUGACUCGCUCCUGUGUUGUGAUCCCGUGCACUUUCUGGGACAAUGAACAUAUACCCAUGACCCGUGGCAUCUGGGCAAAAAGGGAUGGGGGCAUCGUCUUCCACAAUGGUCGAAGCCACGUCAUGGACCAUUUUAGGGACCGAACCAAAAUUGUUGGGGAUCUGAGUGAAAAAAGCUGCUCUUUGGAGAUCGACGACAUCAAACCCUUUGACAAUGGACCUUUCUGUUUUCACGCAGAGAGAGGGAACGAGAAGUACACAUUCAACAACAGUUGUGUGUUUAUUGUUAUGAAAGCUUCCCCAGAAAAGCCAGUGAUUACCGGAGUUCCAGCUGAAGUGGAUGCCGGUUUGGCUUUGACUGUCUCAUGCUCUGUUACACACACAUGUCCAUCACAUUCCCCAGAAAUUUCAUGGAGUGUCCCCCACACCUCUAGUGAGGUCUCAGAUUCCUUGAUGUCUGGAGGCAUCUGGCAAAGGACGUCAACCAUCCGCUUUAUAGUUGCUCCAGGGGAUGGGGUGAAAAAUCUAACCUGUACUGCCACCUUCUGGCGUGAAAAGAAAGGAGUCACUACAGCCGCUCUAACUGUUCAAGGGACUCUAAAGUACAAAAUGAGAACCUAUGCCCCAGCGGUCGUUCCAGUGUUACUGUUACUCCUCAUACUGGUUGCAGUUUUGGGGGUGUUUAUCUACAGGAAAAGAAAACAGGCUGCAAACCAACAGAAACCACCACCUCGACCAGAGAAAAGGCAUGGAGUUAAACCUUUCUUCUACCAUAGUUCAAAAACAACUCAUAAGGCAUAAGGCAUGCAUUUAACUGAACAGUUAAAUUCUUGAAAUGCUCCAUGAGCUCUAUAGAGGGAUGGAGCAAACAUUUUAAUGAACUAUGGCCAUGAUACUUACCCAUGGAGUGAGGGAUGUAUCCAAAACCAAACAGUCCACUGGGAUUUGGAAGAGCUUGAUCGGAAAAGCAAUCCAGAUCUAGUUUUGUAAUACAAAGAAAUCAAAGGGCCAGAGGCAGAGAUUAAGCCAGAGGCAGAAACCUAGCCAAAAAAAAAACCUAGAUGCAUUGCCUUGACUUGUCCUAACAAAACAAGAACUACAACAAGCUGGCAGUUUUGUAGAACUCUGAAACUUAAAUAGUGCUAGAUACACGUGAAUGGCGUGAGAAUAACCAGUGUCAAGAGUAUAAAAGUGAGGGAGCCAGCAAGCAGAAAACCAAGGCUAAGGUCCCCCAAAUAUUAAAUGUCACCCCUUGUGGGAUGAAGAAAUUCUGAUGUUAUCUUAAAAAAGUUAACAAUUUAAGAUAAAGUCUAAAAUUAUCUUCCUCAAAAUCUUCAGAAGAAAUCUUCCAGAAGGUGGAGAGAAACCUCCAAGGCCAGAAAAACGGUGGGUGAAAGACUGAAAAACUGGACCACAAUGCAUUUAAACUAAUAUUAAUUCUGAUACU
Molecule: messenger RNA, 3458 nt
Organism: Oryzias melastigma (Indian medaka)
Lineage: Eukaryota; Metazoa; Chordata; Actinopteri; Beloniformes; Adrianichthyidae
Exons: 11
Coding region: 29-2812 (927 amino acids)
Source: RefSeq, a predicted model, not a curated record